This is a messenger RNA of Microthlaspi erraticum, 219 nucleotides long. The record is from the annotation of a GenBank genome assembly. NCBI's taxonomy places the organism in Eukaryota, Viridiplantae, Streptophyta, Magnoliopsida, Brassicales, Brassicaceae.
GUGAGCAGGGAGCAAAGAUCCACCGGACCAUUGCUGUUCUGCAAGACGUGGAUGAACGUGUGCCAUGACUCGUCGUUCAACUUGGUCUUCGAUAUGGAAGAUAAAUUUCCGUCUCUCCCUAGUUCGAGCAGCUGGUUGUGGGGACCAGAAUUCGAGGAUAAUAUUGACUCUCUCCUCCGUUCUGUUGUCGAUCGGAGGAAAGGAACUCUGAGAGGCUGA